This is a messenger RNA of Strongylus vulgaris, 396 nucleotides long. The record is from the annotation of a GenBank genome assembly. NCBI's taxonomy places the organism in Eukaryota, Metazoa, Nematoda, Chromadorea, Rhabditida, Strongylidae.
AUGGCGAAGUACAUGGGAGGCUUAUUCUCCAGCAGGGUCUCCCAAGCUGAGAGGGAGUUCGACGUUUCCGGUUCUCCGGAUGCCCAGCUAAGAGUAGGCCAUGCUAGAGAUCUCAUCGUUUGGCUGACUAAGUCGCUAGCUGGUUCCCUGAUCCACAUAAGUCAGCGAUUGCCUGUGGUGGAAAUUGGCAGGCCGUGUCAAGGCUGCAGUUUGGGGAUUUAUUUUAUUGCUUGUACAGCACGUGAUUGGAGAAAAGAAUCCCUGCACACUGGAUCACAUCUCCGGCGUCGGAUGUCAUCAAAACCAGUGUUACAUAACGCCAUGGAUUUCGAACCAAAAGGACACGCAAAUCAUGGAGACUGUCGCCAAGUGAUGGUACACUCAUCAUCGUUGUGA